Phacochoerus africanus (Common warthog) is the source of this 2711-nucleotide messenger RNA. RefSeq names its product ankyrin repeat and death domain containing 1A (gene ANKDD1A). The coding region runs from base 510 to 2039 and encodes 509 amino acids. The record is from RefSeq and is a predicted model, not a curated record. The transcript is spliced from 15 exons. NCBI's taxonomy places the organism in Eukaryota, Metazoa, Chordata, Mammalia, Artiodactyla, Suidae. Gene Ontology annotation, molecular function: protein binding. Gene Ontology annotation, biological process: signal transduction.
AGCCACGAAGGGAACUCCCUAACUUGUAUUUUUCUGAUCAUGAACACAUCUCACCAUCGCUUCAAACGCCUGCAGGCUUGCCCGGAUUUGUAUUCCUAAAUGCCCGCUCAAGUAGUGGGGGUCCGACUUUCAGCGCUUGGGGGCGCCAGACCAGGAGUCCUGCUGGAGGUUUGCAUCCGGGUGCGGGAGGCAGGGACUGCUCUGGGAAGACACGUCUUGGGGGACCCUCAGAGCCCCAAGUGGCCCAGACCCGCCGGGCCGUGGGAGACCGAGGAGGGGCCAGGGAUGGGGGCGGUGAGCCGGAGACAGCAGUAGCCGAGCAAGCAGCAUACUUAAGGGCCGAGGAGAGGCGAGGGUUCUGGAGGAGCCGCUGUCGCCCGAACCCCGACGCUCCUGGAAGCCUUGCCCCCACUCCCUGCUCAGCUCCAGCUCCCUCGCUUCCCAGGCCCCUUCCGGUGGACGCGCUUCUCGUGCACCCGCAGAAGCGCACGGGGCUGAGGAGCAGCCGCAUGGAGGAGGAGUUGGCGUGGAAGACCGAUGGCCUGCUUCCUCUGGAGAGGCAGCUCCACGAGGCUGCCCGCCGGAACCACGUCAGGAGGAUCACGGAGCUGAUCGGGAGGAGAGUCAACCUCAGGGCCAGAAACCAUGUGGGCCAGGUGGCCCUGCACUGGGCUGCGGGCGCAGGGCAUGAGCAGGCUGUGCGGCUGCUCCUGGAACACGAGGCUGCUGUAGAUGAUGAGGAUGCGUUUGGGAUGAACGCGCUUCUCCUUUCUGCCUGGUUCGGCCACUUGCAGAUCCUCCAGAUCCUGGUCAACUCCGGGGCCAAGAUCCACUGUGAGAACAAGGAUGGCCUGACCUUACUGCACUGUGCAGCUCUGAAAGGCCAUGUGCCUGUGCUGGCAUUCAUAAUGGAGGACCUGGAGGACGUGGCCCUGGACCAUGCUGAUAAGCUGGGAAGGACAGCAUUUCACCGGGCUGUGGAGCAUGGGCAGCUGGGUGCUCUGGAUUUCCUCGUGGGCUCUGGCUGUGACCACAGUGUCAAAGACAAGGAGGGGAACAUGGCCCUUCACCUGGCUGCCGGCCAGGGCCACCUGGCUGUGCUGCAGCGACUCGUGGACAUAGGGCUGGACCUGGAGGAACAGAACGUGGAAGGUCUGACUGCUCUGCAUGCAGCUGCUGAAGGGAUCCACCCCGACUGUGUGCAGCUCCUCCUGGGGGCUGGGAGCAGCGUGAAUGCCCUCACCCAGAAAAAGCAGAGCUGCCUCCACUAUGCAGUCCUAGGUGGCUCUGAGGACAUGGUCCGGGCCCUCCUCCAUGCAGGAGCCAGCACCAGCGUGGCUGAUCAUCAGGGCGCCUCUCCUGUGCACCUCGCUGUGAGGCACAACUUCCCCAUCCUGGUGCAGCUCCUCAUUGAUGCUGGCAGUGACCUGGAUGCCACCGACAAUAGGCAGCAGACGCCCCUUCAUCUUGCAGCCGAGCACACCAGGCAGGACAUAGCGGAGAUGCUUCUCAUCGCUGGAGUUAACUUAAACCUGAGAGAUAAGCAAGGAAAAACUGCCCUAGCAGUGGCUGCCCGCAGCAACCACAUCAACCUGGUGGACAUGAUCAUAAAAGCUGAUCGCUUCUACAGAUGGGAGAAGGACCAUCUCUCGUACAGGGACCCCUGUGGCCCCUCUGGGAAGAGCUUGACCUUUAAGCAGGACCAUCGACAGGAAAUGCAGCAGCUCCGCUCUGUACUGUGGCGACUGGCCUCCAGGUACCUGCGGCCCCAUGAGUGGAAGAAGCUGGCAUAUCACUGGGAGUUCACCGAGGCCCAUGUCUACGCCAUGGAGCAACAGUGGACAGGUACCAAGAGCUACCAGGAACACGGCCACCGGAUGCUGCUUAUCUGGCUGCAUGGCGUGAUCAUGGCUGGUGAAAACUCCAGCAAAGCACUAUUUGAGGGCCUCGUGGCCAUUGGCAGGAGGGACCUGGCUGAAAGCAUCAGGAAGAAAGCCAGCGAUGACCUGAGCGCCCCAAGGAGGUGCACAGCCAUGUAACUGGAGGGACUGGAUCUUCGGGAGCCACAUGGGACCUCAGAGUAGGGGGCACUGAACAAAGGAGGAUCACCAUUUAAGGGCUUUAAAAAAAAAAUCACUGCAAACAGACCUCCAUCUGCCUCCACUGAAGUUAAGAGUCAUGCAGGACCACCAGGUGAAUCUUUGAAAUCUUUUUCACAAGGAUUGGCUCAGCGGUCUGUCUCAGGUUUGGCUGAUAAUUUCUUCCCAGGUAUGAUCCUUUGCAGCUCUCACAGCGCACUUUCAUCUCCAGCAUCUCAUUGGAGCCUCACGGCAGUCCCCUGAGAAGCUGGGCUCAGGGUGGAUAAGCAGCUAAUCAGGUGGUGAGGUCAGGGGUCAAACUCAGUAUUCCUAUCUUCCCAAUCUGAUGAAGGGCUCCAUCCGUCAUUUACAGAAGGGACCACCCUUAAUUUAGUCCCUGGCUCUUAUGAAUGCUGUCCUUACUCCAUAGCUGUUUCUAUUCACAGCUUGUUGGUGCGCUUCAACGAUUCCAGGAGGCAAGCACUCUCAUUUUUUCCCUUUUUUAAAAAACACAUUUUUUUACGAUUAAAACUUUUAAUUUUGAGAUCAUUUCAGACUUAACAAAAAAGUUGCAGAAAUAGUACAGAGAGGAGUUCCCGUCGUGGUGCAGCGGUUAACGAAUCUGACUAGGAA